AUGUCUCCAAGCCAAAUACCGCCGCCGAUGACACGCCAUCGCCGCUGGGUCCGGCAGCAGCUGGAGACGUGGGAGAGCUGGCCCGACAGCGUUCACCUCGUCUUCGUGCGGAAGCUCGUCGAGGAACUCUCGGAGCAGUUGGAUGUGGCUCAGGAUGCUUCAUCCCGGCAGCUCGCUCGCCUGUCUAUCAUGCGGCAGAUACUGAGUCUCCACGAGACUCAGUAUGCCGGCUGCACGACAUCCCCCAUGAAUGUUGGCCAGCAGGCCAGACUUUGGGGAGCAUGCAGUGUUUUCUCCCAGGCAGAUGAGGAGACCGUGGUGGUAAAGGAUGGCGAACCCGCAAUUGAUGCUCCGCUCUUCCUGCCUUGUGGUACUGCAGGGACACAGAGACCGGCUUGUGACAUGGAGUUGCUUCCAGAGCAGUGCCACCUGAAGGAGCCAUCGUUGUGGCUUUCGAUCCCUCAAGAGCAGAGCGCAGACAGCGGCGAUCUGCAUGAGGGCUGCCCCGUCGCUGCAUCGACACCCCGUGCGGGCACCACAGAGACCCGCCCGGGCAGAAAAAGCAGCGGCGGCGACAGUGAAGCCAGCACGAGACUGCCCGACGGCAACAGCAGCGAUUCAGACAUCGACGAAGAGUGGUCGAGGGAGGAAUUCGCCCCUCACGACCUCCUCAUGACAAAUCUGUUGCCGUUCUUGAGCGCGGCUUGGCUGCGAAGUGGCCAGUGCAGGGGUGCAGGAGCUGCGCAACUGGCGCGUACUCUCGCGGCUUACGCGGCCUUGACAGCGCACGUGGCUGAGGUGGGCAGCAUGGACAGGCCAGAACAGAUUGUCGCUUUCGUGCAGCAGAUGGAUCUGGUCGGAAGUAACCCGGAUACACUGUUCGCCGAUGUCUUCCAGGGCGAUGCGGAGCAGCAGAAGAUGUACGAGUGUCGGUGGUGGUCUACGGCCCUGGCAUCCAAGAGAAAAACCAAUUUCGCAGAAAGCCACGCUAAGCGCAUUGUUCGCAAGAACCUCCGAAGUCUGCUUCGGCACUGCCGGAGUUCGGAUGUGGCCGUUGCUGAUGCCGCCAUGCUCCUUGUAAUGAACCAUGCUGUUGAGGCCCUUCCUUUUGUGCAGGGACCUAUUGCAGAAACCAUGCUCGGCAUGACGGAAGAACUUGUGGAGUCCAGCAUUUCCAUCAACAAGGACAAACUACUUUUUUGUGGCACGAUUCUUGGGCUUGUACUGCGGGUGCUGAGCAAGCCUCAGCGUCAGAGGUGGGUGUCCCUUCUUGUCGAACUGCUGAUGGACGAGGACUUUCCCAAACAGCCAGUGAUCUGGCGGUUGAGGCUGCUCUGGCUUGCUGAUGAUGACCCCUUGCGAACCUACGCGGCGGUACGCCAGCAGCUGCGGCUUUAUGCGAAGUCCGCCUCGAAGUGGGAGACUGAUGUUAAGCUUCUCACCGACUGCAGCUGCUGCUGA
Molecule: messenger RNA, 1461 nt
Organism: Symbiodinium sp. CCMP2592
Lineage: Eukaryota; Dinophyceae; Suessiales; Symbiodiniaceae
Source: the annotation of a GenBank genome assembly